AUGAGAGGGGAGAUUUAUGGUUGGAUCAAGUUAAAGGUUGGGAAUGGUAUCACAACAAGAUUUUGGACAGACAAUUGGUCACCUUUCGGUUCUCUCCGAAGGUUCCUUGCAAAUGAUUCUAAUUUCUCGCUUGGGGUUCAAGAUGAAGCAACAGUAUCUUCUCUCUUCAGGAAUGAUCAUUGGCUUCUUCCACAACCUCGUUCUGAGAAGCAACUACAGCUGCAUGCUUUCCUUACAACCCUGGAAUUAACAACAGAGGAAGACUGCUAUGAAUGGGAGAUAGGAGGGAAAAUCUCAUCAGUUUACUCAACUGGAGAUGUUUACAGAUGCUUGAUGGGGAAUAGAGCUCCUGUACCUUGGGAACAAACUGUCUGGAUCGCUGGAGGCAUUCCAAAGCACUCAUUCCUCUCUUGGUUAUUCAUCUUAAAUCGCUGCCCUACCCGAGAUAGAUUACUGCGUUGGGGACUGCAAACGCCAGCAACUUGCGUACUCUGCAACUCUACUGCGGAAUCAAGAGAUCAUCUUUUCUUUGCCUGCCCACUAUCAUGGAACAUGUGGUCUGCUUUGGCUCCUCGCUGUGGUUUGAAUCCUGCUCAACAAUGGACUGAUGAAAGGAAUAGCAGACUCCACCGGAACAUCUUUCGCUCUCACGAUGCACUACUGCGGUUGAUUGAUCGUCAGAUCAGAGACCGUUUACUCAGCUACAGAGACACUAGUCCCCGGUUAUCCUCAAGGAUGAUGCAACAAUGGCUUGCCUGA
Messenger RNA from Brassica rapa (field mustard), 759 nucleotides. RefSeq lists its product as uncharacterized. The record is from RefSeq and is a predicted model, not a curated record. NCBI's taxonomy places the organism in Eukaryota, Viridiplantae, Streptophyta, Magnoliopsida, Brassicales, Brassicaceae.